AUGAGUGCAAUUGUUGUAAAUGUUAUGUUGUUCAUCGUUCCAUGGGUUGUUGAAGAUACACACAAAUUCGAGCUUGGAGAUUUCAUGGUUCAACUUCUCACUGCUUCUGCGGCCUGCUUCGCCUCGCCAAGCUCACAAUGCAUUCGAACCCUUGUCUUCGGAACCCUAGCAAGUACUCAAGGAGGUCAUCUGUUGAAUGGGUUGAAUGGGCGGAAGAUUCAUUCUCUUUCUGGCUUCCUUCGCACAAGGCCGAUCCCACCUCUGAAGGAAACAGAACUUUAUUCCCCCAAGUCAUCCAGUUUUUCCACCACUAGCCAAGAUACCCUUUUCCCAAUUCACCCACUCUACCGACUCGCAACUGGUUCUGACUGGUUCCUCCGCCGGUUACGUCGGUUCAUCUCUGAUGCUCAUAUCUCUGGUCAGUUCUUACGAGCUAGAGGUGCCACCGCUCUCGCUGAUUCGGAAAAACCCGAUUCUCCUCCAAGCAAUGUUGACAAACCGCCAACAGAAUCAUCCUUGAGCAAUCACUUGAGCCAUACGCUCACUCCCAUCUUGAUGUUCCCCACAUCUUAG
Lentinula edodes (shiitake mushroom) is the source of this 573-nucleotide messenger RNA. RefSeq lists its product as uncharacterized. The transcript is spliced from 2 exons. The coding region runs from base 1 to 573 and encodes 190 amino acids. The record is from RefSeq and is a predicted model, not a curated record. NCBI's taxonomy places the organism in Eukaryota, Fungi, Basidiomycota, Agaricomycetes, Agaricales, Omphalotaceae.